CUUGUGUGUGUGUGUGUGUGUAUGCAUGUAUGUGUCACCACUUUUCUCCAACAUUCCUGUGCAAAGCAGAGAGACGGAGCACUCGGCUGCAAAGAGACGGAGCUGCAAACCCGAAUCAGAACUCUGUUUGGAGGAAAAAGAAUCUCUAGAACUUCCCUCCUUUAUCCAGUCAUAUCCCUUUAAAGUUUCUUUUUAAAUCUGGGAAAUCUGCAUGAAAAACAUUUUGGAAGUCUAACAUUUUAACAAGGGAUUCCUACAAGAGCAUCCUCUUGUAUCCGUUAGUUUCCUCCUGUCCUUCUUUCAUCCAUCUCUCUCCCUGGAGGCAGAUUCCAAGUUUGCAGAAUUACAGAGUUUGGGAAAUACAUUUGUGAACCAGCACAAAAGGUACAGAGCGAAGCAAGCAUUUAAAAGGAAUCUGGCUCCUAUAAAGAUGGCUGACGAGGUGCAGCUAGAGCCCAAUAACCUGCAAAUACCUGAUGAAAAUUUAUCCACCCCGUCUUCACCAGCCACAGCUCGAAACGAAUGCAGCAUCAUGCCACUCACACCCUCACCCUCGCCGAGAGUUGAGGUCAGACCCAGGAUGGCAUGUCCAUUUUCGGUUGUCGUGGCGAUAGAUUUUGGGACAACCUCCAGUGGCUAUGCUUUCAGCUUCACACAGGACUCGGAAGCUAUACACAUGAUGAAACGCUGGGAGGGUGGCGACCCCGGAGUGGCCAACCAGAAGAGCCCAACUUGCCUGCUGCUGACUCCGGAGUUGCGGUUUCAUAGUUUUGGAUUUGCAGCCCGAGACUUCUACCAUGACUUAGAUCCAGAGGAGUCCCGGCACUGGCUUUACUUUGAUAAAUUCAAAAUGAAGAUCCAUAGCACAACUGACCUCACCAUGGAGACAGAGCUGGAGGCAGUUAAUGGUCGGAGGGUCAGGGCCAUUGAGGUGUUUGCACAUGCCCUUCGCUUCUUUAGAGAACAUGCUUUAAAGGAGGUGAAGGACCAGUCAUCAUCAGUUUUGGAGGGAGAAGAGAUCAGAUGGGUGAUUACUGUCCCUGCUGUUUGGCGACAACCAGCCAAACAGUUUAUGAGAGAAGCAGCAUAUCUGGCUGGUUUGGUGUCUUCUGACUGUCCUGAGCAGCUCCUCAUUGCCCUUGAACCAGAGGCUGCAUCUAUUUACUGUCGGAAGCUCCGCCUCCACCAGGUGAUUGACCUAAGUAUGCAGCCAGUCACAAACGGCCUGGAUCUGGACGCCUCACGGCCCUUCGACUCCAGCUUUAGACAAGCGAGGGAGCAGCUGAGACGAUCCAGACACAGCAGGACCUUCCUGGUGGAGAGUGGAACUGGAGAGUUGUGGUCUGAGCUGCAGACUGGCGACAGAUAUGUUGUUGCAGACUGUGGAGGAGGAACAGUUGACUUGACAGUUCAUCAGAUAGAGCAGCCGCAGGGGACGCUUAAAGAGCUCUACAAGGCUUCAGGCGGUCCCUACGGCGCUGUGGGGGUAGACUUGGCCUUUGAAGCCAUGCUGUGCCAGAUCUUCGGAGAGGACUUCAUCCACAGCUUUAAAGUCAAGCGGCCAGCGGCCUGGGUGGACCUCACCAUCGCCUUUGAGGCGAGGAAACGUACAGCAUCACCAGGCAGAGCCAACGCCCUCAACAUCUCCCUGCCUUUCUCAUUUAUCGACUAUUACAAGAGACACAGAGGGCAGAGCGUGGAGGCGGCCCUGAGGAGGAGCAACAUGAACAUAGUGAAGUGGUCCUCCCAGGGGAUGCUGCGGCUGACGCAAGAAGCCAUGAAUGAACUCUUCCAGCCCACCAUCAUCAAUAUAGUCAAACACAUAGAGGAGUUGAUGGCAAAGCCGGAGGUGCGAGGUGUGCGCUUCCUCUUUCUGGUUGGAGGUUUUGCAGAGUCGCCCAUGCUGCAGAAAGCGGUCCAGAAGGCACUCGGGAGGAUGUGUCGUAUCAUCAUCCCCCAUGAUGUUGGUCUGACCAUACUGAAGGGUGCUGUGCUCUUCGGGCUGGAUCCCACUGUGGUUAGAGUGCGGCGAUGCCCUUUGACCUAUGGGGUUGGUGUUCUAAACCGGUUUGUGGAGGGACGCCACCCUCGGGAUAAACUCCUCAUCAAAGAUGGACGUGAGUGGUGCACGGACAUCCUCGACCGCUUCGUCUCCGUCGACCAGUCGGUGGCCCUGGGCGAGGUUGUGAAACGCAGCUACACACCUGCUCGGGUGGGCCAGCGAAAGAUCAUCAUCAACAUCUACUGCAGUGCUACAGAUGACAUCAUAUACAUCUCCGACCCUGGCGUCAGGAAGUGCGGGACGAUAACUUUAGACCUACCUGAACCAUUGCCACCACCAGGAGCAGUGGGAGGAGUGGGAGCAGGAGGAGCAGGCACAGAAAGAAGGGAGAUCAGAGCAACCAUGCAAUUUGGAGACACAGAAAUCAAAGUCACAGCUGUUGACGUCAUGUCUAACCGCUCUGUCCGGGCUUCCAUAGACUUCCUGUCCAACUGAGGAGGAGCAGGAAGUGGAGACGCAGACUUGAAUACACACUAAACUGAUUUAAGGAGUGAUAACCUUCAACAAAAAAAAAAAAAAGAAAAAAAAUGCUGUACUUUGGGAGAGGACAUCAUAGCUUCAGUCAAUCAGUGGAAUAAAAAGAUCAUGAGAUAAACAUUUUUAUAACUGAGAAUCCUCUUAGUUGCAGAGCAGAGUCUUCUCUGUCUGCCUUCUGUCAAACCAUAUUAAGCACUUACUGCACAGACACUCCAAAAAGGCUCCAAACCUUAUCAUAAAUUAUCCUCACAAUGGAUUACUUUAAAUUGUUAUAACCUAAAGAAGCUCUACAAUACACAGUAUACUACCUAGAGAGAGACUUUCUCAUGUUCAUUGUCAAAUUCAAAGACUGUUGCCUUUUAUAAUUAUUGAUACCUCAUUUAAAUCCUUUCCCCUAUAUCCCCAUAAUGUAUGAAAAUAAUAACCUGGACUGAAGCUAACAUGGUAGUGCUCCACCCAGUGGGGAAAAGACUGAACUACAAGCUGAAAAGACUAUAUUUCUUGACUUGAAUGAAAAACAAUUUCAAAUUUUGCAUGGGUGAAGCAGAAUAAUUUAGUCUGAAUUAGUUUAAACUGUGUAACAUUUGCUUUUUACAAUGUUUAAAACGUUAAAGCUCUAUUAUAUUUGAUAUAUAAGCUCCAAAAGCCAGAUACAACAUUUUGCCUCAUUACAUUAAUUUAAACAUUUAUUUGGAAUCAUGUCUGACCACUUAAUACAGUUAAAUCUAAUUAUAUUUUGUUUUCUACAACUCAUAAGGGAUAUGUUUGGUUCUUUACCUGUUUAAGUGCUUUCAAAUGUUUACUUGUGAAGCUUAACUUUGACUAAAUAAAACUAACGGGAACCUGAGGGGAAACAUGA
Messenger RNA from Melanotaenia boesemani (Boeseman's rainbowfish), 3398 nucleotides. It is a transcript of the gene hspa12b, whose product is annotated as heat shock protein 12B. Bases 431 to 2497 code for a protein of 688 amino acids. NCBI's taxonomy places the organism in Eukaryota, Metazoa, Chordata, Actinopteri, Atheriniformes, Melanotaeniidae. The record is from RefSeq and is a predicted model, not a curated record. The transcript is spliced from 14 exons.